Molecule: messenger RNA, 1509 nt
Organism: Ostrinia nubilalis (European corn borer)
Lineage: Eukaryota; Metazoa; Arthropoda; Insecta; Lepidoptera; Crambidae
Gene: Droj2
Product: dnaJ homolog subfamily A member 1
Exons: 8
Coding region: 227-1438 (403 amino acids)
Biological process (GO): response to heat; protein refolding
Cellular component (GO): cytosol; cytoplasm
Molecular function (GO): ATP binding; Hsp70 protein binding
Source: RefSeq, a predicted model, not a curated record
AGUUUCUGGAAAAUGUGCGUUUUGCAAUCGACUUUUCUACAAAGUUCGUAAUCAUUUUCAAUCAGACAUUCGUCAAACGUCAUUCAUAGUUUUUUCGUGUGCUGCUGAGAUCGCUCGCAACUGCUCGCAACGCGUGUUACAAGAAUCGAAACCUCGGAGUGCUUUUUGCAAUCAUCUGAAGUAUUUAGAAAAUUUUUGGAUUCAGACUCGGAAAUAAGAAUUCAAGAUGGUCAAGGAGACGACAUACUAUGAUAUCUUAGGUGUGAAAACCAACUGCACUAAUGAUGAACUAAAGAAAGCAUACAGAAAGUUGGCCUUAAAAUACCACCCAGACAAGAAUCCCAAUGAAGGCGAAAGGUUCAAACAGAUCUCCCAAGCAUAUGAAGUACUAUCUAAUCCGGAGAAGAGAAGAAUUUAUGACCAAGGGGGUGAGCAAGCACUAAAAGAAGGUGGGGUUGGUGCCAGCGGGUACUCGUCUCCUAUGGACUUGUUUGACAUGUUCUUUGGAGGAGGCUUUAGUGGCGGUCGCCGACGGGGACGUGAACGCAAGGGGAAGGACGUUAUCCAUCAACUGUCCGUCACUCUUGAGGAAUUGUACAGAGGGGCUGUCCGUAAACUUGCUUUGCAGAAGAAUGUAAUUUGUGAGAAAUGUGAAGGGCGUGGUGGUAAGAAGGGAGCGGUCCAAACAUGCCCAACCUGCCGGGGCACAGGAAUGCAAGUCCAAAUCCAGCAAUUGGCUCCUGGCAUGAUCCAGCAGAUUCAAACUGUGUGCAGCGAAUGUAGAGGACAGCGUGAGAUCAUUGACCCAAAGGACCGCUGCAAAGUUUGCCAGGGACGCAAGACAGUCCGUGACCGCAAGAUACUGGAAGUGCAUGUUGACAAAGGAAUGACUGAUGGCCAAAAAAUUGUGUUCAGCAGUGAGGGUGACCAGGAGCCAGAAUUGGAGCCUGGUGAUCUCAUUAUCGUUCUUGAUGAAAAAGAACAUGAGGUGUUCAAGCGUUCCGGCAAUGACCUAAUUAUUCGGUUAAAUAUCGAACUUGUGGAAGCACUUUGCGGCUUCCAAAAAGUGAUAAGAACUUUAGAUGACAGAGAUAUUGUUAUAACUGUUAUGCCUGGUGAGGUCACAAAACACGGUGAAGUCAAAUGUGUACUCAAUGAAGGCAUGCCCAUGUACAAAAAUCCAUUUGAAAAAGGUCAACUUAUUAUACAAUUUUUAGUUAAUUUCCCUAAUCGCAUUCCACCUGAAGUCAUUCCUGCAUUGGAGAACUGCCUACCGCCGCGUCCUAGGGUGGAGAUCCCCGAACUGGCCGAAGAGUGCACGCUGAUGGACCUCGACCCGGAGCAGGAGAACCGGCGGCGGCGCGCGCACCACGGCCCGGCCUACGAGGAGGACGACGAGCACCCCGGCAUGAACCGCGUGCAGUGCGCCACCAGCUAGGUCGACCCGGCGACCGUUGUGCCGGGGACCACACCGCAUCCGUACUGGACGUCUUUCUUGCAAAUGGCAAU